Drosophila takahashii is the source of this 1013-nucleotide messenger RNA. RefSeq lists its product as uncharacterized. The record is from RefSeq and is a predicted model, not a curated record. Lineage: Eukaryota; Metazoa; Arthropoda; Insecta; Diptera; Drosophilidae.
AUAUUUAAGAAAUAGCGUGUACAAAAACAAGGGCAAAAUGAUUAAAAUCAGGUUGCGAACCUCGGACGGGGAGACCUUCGAGACGGACACCCAGGUCGUCAAGUGCUCCGGUCUGAUCAUGACCUUGCUGAAGGACAGCGGCGAGGAGGUCGAAGAGAACGCCCUUGUGCUGCUGCCCUGUGUGACCUCGACCGCUCUUCGCAGAGUGCUCACCUGGGCGCAAUUCCACAAGGACGAUGAUGAGGGUAAGGACAAGCGCACCAUCAGCUCCUGGGAUGCCCGAUUCCUGGAAGUCGACAAGGACACCCUGUUUCAGCUCGUCCUGGCGGCUGACUAUCUGAAAAUCCAGGACCUGCUGGACCUCACGUGUGAUGUGGUGUCCACUAUGGUUCACGGCAAGACUCCGGAGCAGAUGCGCAAGUUCUUCAAUAUCAACAUAGACUUUAAGCCCGCCGAGUGGGAAUAGGUGCUCCGGGAGAAGAAAGAGAUGGCCCAAAAUCAAGUUAAGAAGAUUAAAAAGCGAGCUACAUAUAAAUGAAUAAGAACCUUUUGAUUUUACUUUUAUAAACAUGUAAACAUAUUUUCAAAGAUCCAGUUCCCUAUGAAAGAAAGGGCUAAAAUCUUUAACGAGCUCCAAUUUACUAAGAAUUGUCAAACAUAAUUUUGGAGAAAUAAAAAUCUUUUCGUUUACCACACAUAAAUGAAUGAAUGGUAUGGCAUACCGGAAACCAAACGUAAAACCGAUCGGAAAGUUAUACGCUUUUAUGCCUGGUGGCUCAUAGUAUGGGGAAUUCUUCUGGCACUUUUUAUGUGCUUUUCGGUUUAUCAGGUAUUUCAGUUUGAACAUGACCGUAGAAAAUAUCGUUCCUUUAAAUUUAUAUCCAUGGUGAUAUGGGUGAUAUUUUUGGGACUUUGCUCAGUAUUGAUGGUAAUCUCUGGUCUCUUCCUGAUUGGCGGCGUUAAAAAGGAUGGAAGGAAAAAUCUGCAUAGGGGGAAAAUUAUCAGUUUUAUUU